Messenger RNA from Symbiodinium sp. CCMP2456, 4437 nucleotides. The record is from the annotation of a GenBank genome assembly. Lineage: Eukaryota; Dinophyceae; Suessiales; Symbiodiniaceae.
AUGCAGCUGGACUACCUAGCCGAGCUGGGCAUUGUCUCGCUGCCGGGUCGCGAGGAAGUGGAACAUGCGCCGCGCGAGGACUUCGAUACGUGGCUCCGGGGCCGGCUUUGCGAUGGCGCCCUGGGGGAACGGUUUCCAGAGACUUGCCAACGCGUAGCAGAGGCUGCUUGCUCCUGGCGGAGUCGUUUUCCACCUCCUCUCUGGGGGCGGCUUGCGAGGGACAACUGCUCUACGCUCAUCAAGGAAGCUCGAGAGGCCGUGCCCACCAUUGCAUUCGUGCAAGACUGCCUGGCUGAGCUUGAUCCAGCUGAUGGGCCAAUCACGAUCGUGGAUUUGUGCUCUGGCCUCGGGUUUCUCGGCAUGUUCUUGGCGGAGCUGCUGCCAGCUGCACGAGUGCAUGGCUGUGUUCUUGUGGACCAAGCGUGGCCUCUCAAAGGUGGAGUCCCAGAGCCGCAACAGAGCAAGAAACAUCGCACCCGACUGAACUGGGAUCACAUUUACAAUCUUCCUUGGCCAGUUCCCCUUGUUACGCGCAGAUCUGAUCUGAAACUACCAUCCACCCAAGCGCAAAUUCUCUCCCGAAUCUUGGAGCCAGCGCCCGGGCCGGUGGUGGUGCUUGGCAUCCACCUGUGUGGUAUCCUAGCCAUCCGAGCGGUGGAAACCUUCAACAUCGGGCCCAAGUGUGUCGCCUUUGCGUUGAAGCCUUGCUGUCUUCCACCGCUACAGUAUGCGAAGAGCCAAACCCGCUGGACUCUUGGCACCCACACCUUUGCAGCUGCUGAGGUCUGCGCAAGAGGGAAGUACAACAAGAAUGUGUGGAACGGGCCGGCCAAGGCCACAUUGGCACCUCGCUUUCGCAUGUGGUCGAGCAAUCUUUUUCGUGGUCUGUUGGCAGAGCGCAAGGAGUGCUUGCACGUCGAGCUUGUGGAGGGGCAUUACCAGGAUACCUACCUCUUCGGCCGUCGGCAGUUCUCGUCAAAGAGCCCCAAGCUGCCAGAGGAGCUUUCUGCAGAGGCCUCACCACAACAAAUCGCGCGGCGGAUCUUGGAAGCCAGCGAGGCUCACGAGGUGCUUGGUGUCCCUACAGAUGUUUCCAUUCGUCAGUUGCGACGCCGUUGGACCGCGCUGGCGCACGCGCUUGGGAACGAGAGUUCAGAGUGCAUUGCAGCAUUUCAGAAAAUCAAGGAUGCGUUCGACGAGAUACGAACCGCGCGUAGAAGUUCAGACGACGGAGAGGACAAAAGCACUGUGACGAUCUUGACGUUGCCGCACCCAGACUCAGCAUGUGGCGCCUUCUGCGAGCCCCCACAGGCAGGCUUCGGUAUCAGCAAACGCACGUGGAGAUCUGCCGAUGUCAUCUCGGAAACGUUUGCGAGUGGUAUGUGCAUCGCUGAUGACGCGACCAGCAAAGGCGAGCGUCUGGCAGUCGAGUUCGAUGCAGCGAUAUUGGAUCUGGUCGCGCCGGUUUCCAAGACUCAAGCCGAGUCUGUGGUCGAGUUUGAGCUGCCUUCGCUGUUCGAUCAGAGGCCACACGAAGAUGCGACGGUGGAGGCCUGGCUGCAAAAGUAUUUAGAUUCGGGUGGCAGAGAUGGAGAGAUCAUCUUGGAGGCGAAAUGCUGCGCAAAGUUCCAGCUCGCAAUCGAAGAGCAACCCGAGGUCUGUCCAGUUUUCCGGCAUCUGAUGUCGCAGUUCGAGGUGGCCUUGGUGGCCUGGCUGGAGGAAUGGCCUCCGGCCGAACCCCGCAGAGAGGGGCUCUGCUUCUCGAGCGGCGAGAUCUCUCCAGAGCUCCUGGAGCUUCAGCUUCAUAGUGUUUUGGCCUUGCUUGGUGAAGGUGGCUUACUUGCUGCGCUGUCUGAGCACCAGGCUGUAGUGGACAGUUUCCGAAGUGUUGCAAGAGCGUGGAUUUUCAAGCUCCACUCUCUGUACGGCCUGGAAAUCCUGAGUCAGCAUGAGCGAGUGACCGCGAAAAGCGCCAGUCAUCUCUCAAUGCUGUCCUGGGAUCUCUUUCAAGUGGAGGAGCUGCUGCAGAGUCCCUUUUUCCGCCCCCAAGAGAUGAGCCUGUGGCGCUUUGCCAAGCGCUGGUGCGUGGAAGGCGCAGGCGCACCAGCAUUCACGGAAGAGUCGGAAGACGCAGAAGGCAAGGUGGAGGUGCUUCCGUCACCCAACAAGGACGAGAUCGAUGGGGCAUUUUCCAAGGUCUUGCUUUGGGAUUUACUCCCACCCAACGAAGAGCUGGUCGUGCAGUUUGCCGCCACACAAGCUGCGGCACCGGCAGUCGAGGGCGAGCAGACGCCUGAGAACUCGCAGCACGGGGCUAGCAAAGGCCCGACAGAGCUCUCGACAGGCGACCCAGAGGUAGAGGAAUUCCAGGAGCCGGUCGAGAAGUCAAAGGCUUCUCGACCCCGUCGAGUAGACGGUUCCACCUUUGUCCGUGCUGAGCGACGUGCAGACUGCGCUCUGAAAGCCUUCGAGGACGCCGACGCUCUGCAUCUGAGUUGUGCCGAUGACUCGACGAGCCUGCACUGUUGGAAUUCAGCGCAAGAGCUGCAGGUUUUGGGAGGUUCGAGACAAGUUCUGGUCUCCACUGUGCCCAUGACCUCGGGAGGCGGUGGCCGUUUUCGCUUUGACUUCCGCUUGAACUCUGGGAGUGGUGCAGACGCAGCCCCUUUGUUUGAGUACAUGCGACGAAGCAGCCCGCAGUGGGAUCUUGCCGCCAUGGCAGCCGAAGGCGCUCCACGGUGGCGAGACAGAGGCUCGGGCCCUCGAGCUCCUCCAGCUCCUCGCUUACCUUGGCGUGGGCGCACCCGAGACGCUGCAGAACACCAUGGGACGCACAGCCAUGACCCUUGGGACCCAUGGAGCAUUGCAGCUGGUCGUGAUCCGUGGAGCAGUGGGGACUUAGAUCCUUGGAAUGGCUGGGCAACCCUCGACAGCGAAAACCCAUGGGAAGACUCCUGGGAUGGGUUUGCGGUUCAUAGUUCUGAUACACGGCCAUUCUUCUUCGCACCGUUGAGCGAGCCGUUGAACGUCCCGCCCCCAUCAGUACCAGUCCAUUCGCGCGAACCAGGCCACAUUGGCCCUUGGCGAGCGACGUCAUCAGGCAGCCAGCCAGGCACUGGCGUCAAUGUCCGCAACCUGCCGCGACAUGAUGUUCCGAUGCCUGCCCCGAGAAUUGCCUUCACCGAAGCGACCCGUCAGGAUAUGGGCCAGAGCUCAUUGGAGACGACAUGGAUGGGCUCUUUGCGUACAGAGGAGCCGGUCAUUUUGCCACCAAGAGCUCCACCGCCGUCGAUUCCUCCUCCUCGUCCACCGUACUUCGAGAUGUCGCAGGUUGUGUUUCAUCGCGGCGAUAGCUUUGGUCACGGCCGGGACCGGGACAGUUUCGGGUCCGGUCCUCCGCCUGGUGCUCCGAUGCCUGGCCCGGUUCCACCGAUUCCACCUGGACUUGUCUUUCCCGGAGGUGUUGGCCUCGGCGUUGGCGUCACUGUCUGGGACAUCGGAAGCGUUGCGUCCUUGAGCUCGACCCGAUCUUUGGCGAGGGGGGUGAUCGAAGCCCACACAGCACUUUACACCUUCAAGCAAAAGGAUGUGCGAGGGGAGGCUUGUGACUCUGCAUCCAAGAAGUGCUGUAUCUGCUUGGAGGAUUUCGUCGAGGGGCAGCAGCUCCGCAUCCUACCAUGCUUUCAUAGGUACCACCAGUGCUGCAUCGAUGAGUGGCUUUGUCGCAGCGACGAAUGUCCGUUGUGCAAAUUCCGUAUCACAGCGGACGACACAGCUUUGAUGGAUUCCAUUGAAGUCUCAUCUCACGGCUCGGCCACGCCACGAUCACCACCGCUCGCCACCAUCGAGAGCGGGAGCGAAGCAACCGAGGAAUCGGUACAGGGUAGAGAUCGCUUUUGGUCGCAUGCAGUGGGGGUGAAUGAUGCAAUUCACGACGACGACUUUCUCAAUGCUGGGGCCUGGCCGCCGCUUCGAGAUGAACGGCAGGCAGGCUCGCCUGCGCCGGCAUUUAUAGAGCGGACCUGGGAUCGCUUUGGUGGAAUCAACACCCAAGUCUCGAAUCUCAGUGCUGCCCUUCAAGCAGAAAUGCAUGAAGCACCUGGAGCUCAUCAGGUGCCAGAGCCGUUUCAAGAGGCGCCGGAGCCUGGGGAAGAGCCAGCGCCUUCCGGAGACCUCGCAAGCGUGCCGAGGGGUGAGGAGCCGCCAGAUCUGCGGCCGCGUGCAGAGCAGGUGGGAACGCAGGACUACAUCUUGGAAGUGUGGGAGCGGUAUCAAGAUGCCGAGGGCCGCCAUUGGUUCUUUUGCCCCCGCAACAACGAUUGGUUCUAUACUGACGAAGCCGAGACAUCAUGCUGGUAUCAGUUCUGUGACCCGAACACGCCUGAGACGUUGUGGUGGUGGAACUCGCUGACUAACCGUGCUUUCUUUGAGCCGUAA